Magallana angulata is the source of this 4960-nucleotide messenger RNA. RefSeq names its product WD repeat-containing protein 11-like. NCBI's taxonomy places the organism in Eukaryota, Metazoa, Mollusca, Bivalvia, Ostreida, Ostreidae. The coding region runs from base 100 to 3906 and encodes 1268 amino acids. Gene Ontology annotation, cellular component: cytoplasm. Gene Ontology annotation, molecular function: protein binding. The transcript is spliced from 29 exons. The record is from RefSeq and is a predicted model, not a curated record.
UGAAAGGUUGUUUCCGGAAAUGAUUAGCUGGCAGACAUCCCCAAUCUAGUCCACAAGCUGGAGAAGAAAAGUAUGAAAUGAAACAGGCGAAUAUCACUCAUGCUUCACGACAUCAAGAGACAUGUUAACAUGAAGUUGUCACCAAAAGUAAUCACAGGAGCUCUCCACGCUCAGAACAAAGGCGCUUCGGACUGGGGCUGGCAAGGGUUGCUGUCCUAUGGAUGCCACGGGUUUGUUGUGGUUGUUGACCCCAAAACAAUUCAGGUGUUACAGGUGCUUGCUAAACAUAAAGGAAAUGUUGUCAAGGUGAAGUGGGCAAAGGAAAACUAUCACCACGAUUUGGGCAAUCCUUACUCCCUUCGACUGGCCUCCUGGGACUCCAACGGGGUAAUUAUAGUGUGGGACGUGUCGGCGGGAGUGGCUAAAGCUGAGUUCUCGGAAGGAACAAAACCAAUACAAGACUUGGAGUGGUUGACCUAUCAGGAUGCCUCCCAUGACCUUUUGGUGGCUCUUCAUCCUCCGUAUUCUCUGGUUCUCUGGAACGCGGACACGGGAACCAAACUCUGGAAGAAGUCCUACACCGAGCCUCUUCUCUCGUUCUCCUUUGAUCCUUUCAACUCCAAAAAUGUUGCAUUCCUUGGUUCAGAUUGCAUUGUGUUCAUCGAUGACUUCUCGGUCACCAAGACCCCCUCCAGCAAUGGCAAAAAGUUCUUCAUUUCUAGUCCCUCCAGUUCAGCAACAAACUUAAAAACAGAUGGAUCUACUAGUAGCAUUGAAAAAAAGGCUGCAUCUAAAAACCUGGCAGAGAGAAUGAGUAAAAUUCUGGUAGGAGAGGGAACCAGUAAAAAGAGCACUAAGGAAGACUCCGACCAGGUGAUGCUGAACGACUGUAUCCAGCUGUUGUACCACCAGUCCUGUCGCCACCACCUAGUGCUAGUGUACACCAGGGAGAUACUAAUCCUGGACCUGGAGAUUAACCAGACCGUGGGGAUUAUCCCCAUAGAGAGGGCCGGCUCACCCUUUGUGCAGGUUGUAUCCUUCAGACAGCGAGAUGUCUUGUUGUGUCUGCAUGAGAAUGGGAGUGUGUCGGCCAGGAUCCGUAGAAAGACCAACGCCAUCACAACCCCAGCCUCGGAGGGACAUGGGGCAUUUGAUGAUUCCCCGCCCCCUAUUUCCAUGGAUGUGACCUAUGACCUCAGAUGUCAGUCAGACGGAAUGAGGGUGACGCGACACAGCCGAGUAUCCAGCAUGGCUUGUUGUCCCGUGUCAGAGAAAUCUGUGGGGUUGGUGGUGACGGACAGCCGCAUUGUAUUCUGGGAUAUGAUGCUUCUGAGCGGCGGAAUUGACUCUGAGCCAGGACCAGCUUCUGAUAAGAAAUUAAAGUUCCCCGUGGUGUCUGAUGUUCCUCCUCCCAAAAUCUCACUCUCUGAUAUGAUUGGUCAACUGCCUGUGGUAAAUCCAGACCACCCCUCAGUGCUGAAAGGUCGUGCGGCGGCCCUGAAGUUUGUGAUCACUGGUCUCCUGAACGGAGUGGUGUCCCCUGUUACUUGUCUACGCAUGUGUCCCCCACUCACCACUAAGAACUGGAGUGUGUACGAACCACUCAUUGCUGUCGGUAGUUCUACAGGAGUUGUACAGAUCAUCAACAUUUCGAGUGGGCUGAUUGUAAAGGAGUACAGUGUUCACACAGGGACUGUCAGAGGGAUAGAGUGGUGCAGUCUGAAGUCCUUCCUGUCCUACUCCUACCCAUCAGCAGGGACCAGUGGUCUGGUCAAGAACGAUCUCAUGUAUGUCGACCUGUCUACCGGAAAAGUGAAGCCAGUGAGGGCCAAUAGAGACCAGGAGUCCCCCAUAGAAAUUCUGAGGGUGUCCUGUCUCAAACAGUACUUUAUAGUGGGCUUCAAGGACAAGCCCUUGGAACUGUGGGACCUCCAGACACUGACCAUGCUGAGGGAGACAGGGAAGUCCCUGCCCCACCCCACAGCUCUGGAGUGGUCCCCCUCACACAGCCUGAAGUCCCUGAAGAAAAAGAUGAUGAGUCACACGAGUGAGAAAGAAGGAGGUCAGCAGGCGUCGACAGGGGUGGGCGGAGACUCGAUGGGCGUGUCCACUACGUCACUCACAGAGCCCAGUGAGAGUGAGUCCAAAGUGAACCAGAAGAUGAUGGUCAAGGAACACUUUGUGUACACUGACCCCGAGGGCACACUCUAUCACUUCGUGGUGGAGGGCUCAGGAUUCUCUGACGCCAGUCGCGUUCCUCCUGAGUCUGGAAUGGGGACCAUUACAUGGAUUGCCUGGAAAGGAGACUUCAUUUUAUUCGGUGAUGGUGAGGGACAGUUAUCUGUCUGGGAUCUUAAAAACAAAACGCAGAGGACUAUGGCCACAAGGCGUGGUUGGAUCAAGAAGAUCCGCUUCGCCCCGGGGCGAGGCAAUAUGAAGUUCUUUAUCUUGUACAUAGAUGGAUUUGAUAUCUGGGACUUAAAAGAUGGAAAGGCUGAGCUACUGAGUUCCAUGAAGAGUCCACGUGACGUUGCCAAGGUGGUGGAUGCAGAUUGGACUGGAUCUGACCGGCCGGUACUGGCCACCGCGGAGGGCUGUAUACAGGUGUUUGACCUGACCCUCAAGUCGUGCUCCUGUACUAUAGAGGACCGCGAGUUUCCAGAUGAAGUAGCCAAUCCCUACAUUCUGUCCCCCAAGGGGUCACUGAUGAUGAAGUAUCACCUCCAGAACCAGCCCUGGAAUCAAGAGUACUCCCCCAAACUGGAGGGGCUGAGAGAGGAGGAACAGAAUCUCCAGACAACACUCAACAGACAGAUAGAUCUCCUGGACAGUGAUAUUUUGGAUUACCUUCCAUGCUGCAGAUUUGGAGUAGCAGAAAGAUGUGUAAUGCUUGCCAAGUUAUUUGGGGAUGAAUCAGAUUUCUUGUUUUGGACUGUGGCCUUGUAUUAUCUAAGAGCAGUCAAAUGGAGCCCAAAAUCUCAGGGAGACAAGGAUUUACUGCUGGGACCAGAGAAGGACAAGUUUGUCCCUCCCACACCCUCCUACAAGGAGACCAAUGACCUUGUGAUGCUUGACAGUCCCGACGAGGGGGAGGGGUCAGAGCAGGGGGCGUGGUCCCUCCUAGACUUGCCAUUGGAGAGAUACUUUGACACAAUUUGUGACAAUGACAGCUUUAAGCUGUAUCAGUUGGACCGUGUAGCUCUUCAUGACAGUAAAAGGGUAACAUAUGAACACACCAAGAAAUGUGCUGAGAAUUACAUCAUGUUACGCGAGACGGACCGAGCUGUACAGUUACUGCUGGAGACAGAGCCCGAGAAUGACACUUACUACACCGACUGUCUCAGAGCUUGCCUGGUGGCCAGCAUUAGAUCUUCUGGUGUCUCACAAAGCACUAUUAAACUGGUGGCCACCAACUUGAUUGCUAACGGAAAAAUCAAGGAGGGGGUACAGCUGCUUUGCCUGAUUGACAAAGGAAUGGACGCCUGUCGAUAUCUCCAGACCUAUGGGGCAUGGGACCAGGCCGUCUGGCUGGCUAAGGCUACUCUAACUGAAACUGACUGCUGUGAGGUGAUGAAAAGAUGGGUGGAUCACUUAUGUGGAACACAGGUCAACCAAAAAAGCAAGGCCCUGCUAGUGAUGCUGUCUCUGGGCCAGUUUUCUAAGGUUCUGGAGAUGUUGUAUGGAAUGCGUCAGUUUAACAGGGCAGCCUGCUUCACUGCAGCACUGGGGGAAUUUGGACUCUUGGACCAAAGCCCAGAUAAUGUGUCACUGGUGGAGGCCGUUUACCUGGAAUACGCCCGUCUACUGGCCAACCUAGGACUGAGGGCACCUGCCGAGUUCUACUGCCAGAAAGCCGGCGAUAAGGGGAGGCAAUUCAAAGAGGAAGUCCGCAUUCUCUUUACCUGAAUAAUUAUCAUAUCUGUGACUGAUUGGAAAGACAUGAUGUGUAUGAGUUUUCACAGAAGGAGAGUGAAUGAAAUGAGUGUACAUGUGUUGACUGACAGAGAUGGAGAGAAUACUCUGUAAAGUGCAAACUGUAAGUGAUGAAGAAGUGAAAUGAUGGGAUUUUAUUUAUGGUACAUGUAAAUCACUUUCUUGCUAUGAACUUUAAUUGCAGAUAACACAUUGUUAUGGUAUAUUUGAUUUACUUGUAUUUUAAAUUUAUGAAUUUAUAGUUAUACGUUUAUUUACUUGAUCAUUUACGUAAUGUUAUUUAUUCAUUUUCAUUACCAUUUCUGUUUAAAUUAUUAUUUGAAAUAAAUGAUAUUAGUGGCUAUCUUAAAUUACUGAUAUCAUUGUAUUGCUAAUGAUUUUGUAAGUUAAUAUACCUGGUUAUAAUAUAUUAUAGAAACUGUAAGAAUACUAUAUUUCUUUUGUUUUGUUUAGUUACAUCUAACUUACUAAAGACCAGGGGAGGGCUUAAUUAUCAAUGUAUUUAGUCAACAUGAUGAAAAAGCCGAUAUUUGAAUAUACAUGUAUAAGGUUAAUAUUAUAGGAAAUUUUUUUGAAAUACAAGUUUGUAAAAUGCUGCGUACUUCCUGAACUAAAAACAAUGCAGUGUGAAACAUAGGUUCCAUCAUAAAUUCCAGUUAAUUACUUGUAAUUCUACAUGUAGUAAAGUAUUAUCUAUUUCAAUUAAUUGUUACAGGUAAGAUAAUCUACUCGGUUAGACUGCAAUGUUCUUGGUUAUGUUAAUUGCAACAUGCUUAAGAGAUUGCGAAAAUCUGAUGCUAUGAUAAUUCAUAAAACUGAUCUGAAAUGUAUUCCAUGUACAUGUUUAGAAUAAUGUGUUAACUUCAUGUAAUAUACCAUCAAUAUUCAUUCUGUAGAUUUAUCAUGUAUGUUUUUGUUAUUUCAUUCAAAUAAAGAGUAGGGGAAAGUUUGGGUAUAAACUAAGUCAUGUGUCAUAAUGACGAAAAUUCUAAACUAAAAUGUAAUGACGUAAAAAUGAACACUACAU